Pyrenophora tritici-repentis Pt-1C-BFP is the source of this 1242-nucleotide messenger RNA. RefSeq names its product RAD14, DNA excision repair protein. Lineage: Eukaryota; Fungi; Ascomycota; Dothideomycetes; Pleosporales; Pleosporaceae. Gene Ontology annotation, molecular function: damaged DNA binding. The record is from RefSeq and is a predicted model, not a curated record. Gene Ontology annotation, biological process: nucleotide-excision repair, DNA damage recognition; UV-damage excision repair; nucleotide-excision repair involved in interstrand cross-link repair. Gene Ontology annotation, cellular component: nucleotide-excision repair factor 1 complex.
AUGUCUGAACGACCAAAAACGCCACCCCGAGCGACGCGCUCAGCGGGGAAACUCCCGGCAAACCCUCCCACCCCAGAGCAGAUUAGGCGCAUGGAAGAUGCUCGCCUGAAGGCCAAAGCCGCUGCCCAACAGGUCCAAUCGAAACCCUCGCCAGCGCCGACCGCAGGCACAAAGCGCGCAUACUCGUCCAUUACCGCCUCACAGACACCAGCAACCCUCCGAAAUGCUGCAGCGGCCUCGCCUGCAAAGCCCGACCAGAAUGGCUUCAUACAGCCACCCUCGAACGACUACAUACAACCCGCGAAGAAGUAUGCGAGGUCUGAUUUCAUCGAAUAUGAUUUCAGUAAGAUGACAGACACAAAGGGUGGUUUCCUGAGCACAGUAGAUGAUCCACACAACAAGGCCAUGCGGAAGGGGCAGGCAAAGGAAGAGCAGAAGCCGGAAGGCAUGACAAUGGCUGAGUGGGAGCGAGAACGUAUAAGGCGCAAGCUACGUGCCAACAGGGCUGGACCCUUUGAGCCGGGAAUCUCCAUUCUCAAUACUGUCAACGGUAAAGAAGAGGAAGACGAAGAAGCCGCACUUUUAGAAGCCGCUGAGAACGUCGAGAUCGAGCUCGGCACCUUCAAGGGCAAAUACGGCGACGGCAAGCGUGACGUUAAAGGCAAAUGCCGCGAAUGCACCAGUCUAGAGAUCGACUGGAAAUGGCAAGACGUGUUCGGCAUUGGCGUCUGCAACAUCUGCAAAGAAAAGCUCCCAGACAAAUACUCACUCCUCACAAAGACCGAGGCGAGAGACGACUACCUGCUCACCGACCCUGAACUAAAAGAUGAAGAGCUUCUCCCCCAUCUCGAGCGGCCCAACCCACACAAACAAUUCUUCCACCCCAUGCAGCUCUUCCUCCGUCUCCAAGUCGAAGCCUACGCCUUCAGCGACGCGAAGUGGGGCUCCGCCGAAGCUCUCGAUGAAGAGUAUGCGAAAAGGCAGGUCGUCAGCAAAGAGCGCAAACAGAAGAAGUUCAAGAAUAAACUAGAGGACUUGAAGAAGAGGACACGAGUCGAGGCGUAUAGACGAGCGAGGCUGGCUGGCGACGGCGGCGCAGGCGCAGAGUUUGGACAGAAGAUUAAGGGGAGGUACGAUAGACAUGAGCAUGAGUGGGGGAGAAGCGUGUUGGAUCCUGAGACGGGUAUGACCAAGAAAAGAUGUGAGGAGUGUGGGAUGGAGGUUGAGGAGCUGGAGUUUUAG